UUCAUCUUGCAACGAUGAGCACCCAACGCCAUGAUACCGGGGCGGCGAAUUUGGAUUCAGAGCCAUGUUCCCACGAGGAGGGUGCUCAAAUCCCCGGGGCUACCCCCCAUGAAUCAUCUCAAGACCAGAAGCAACUUGAGUUGACAGUGGUCCCAUCGAAUAUCGAUCGUUCAGCUUCAAUGCGAUCGACUGAGGACGGCGCGCAAAAUGGUGGCGACGUCGGCGACGACGACGAUACGCAUUCGAUCAGCGGCCAACGAAAUACUAUGACGUCAAAACAGCUUCGAAUUGCGAUACCAGCAUUAUCAGUGUGCUUAUUCGUGUCUUUCAUCGACCAGACGAGCGUUUCGACAGCGACCCCCGCUAUUGCUGGGGAUCUCAAUACAGGCACUGCAACUUCAUGGAUCGGUACAUCAUUUCUGAUCGCUUCGACGGCAUUCCAGCUCAUCAACGGGAGACUGUCUGAUAUCUUUGGACGCAAGGGUUUACUGUUGUUAUGCCUUGCACUUCUGGCCCUGGGGGAUUUAGGAUGUGGUUUCGCGCAAACGGCCCCACAACUGUUUGUACUUCGCGCAAUUGCAGGUAUCGGAGGUGGAGGAGUUAACAGUUUGGUGAUGAUCAUUGUCAGCGAUAUCACAACACUGCAAAAUCGUGGCAAGUAUCAAGGCUGGCUUGGUGCAGUAAUCGCACUCGGGAACGGCAUCGGCCCCUUCUUGGGCGGCGCUGUUGUCCAAGGCGGAUCGUGGAGGUGGGUAUUCUGGAUGAUGCCCAUCAUGACAUUACCAACUGUCGCGGUUCUCAUAUUCUUCCUACCUCUGAAGCAUACAUCAAGCCAAACCAUGGAAAAGAUCAGGAAAAUUGACUACGGCGGCAUUGUCCUCAACAUCGCAUCAACACUUCUCCUACUGGUUCCGCUGUCAGGAGGUGGCGUUACGUACGCUUGGUCGUCCCCAUUCUUCGUUGGAGCCACGGUAGCUGGCGCAGUGCUGACAUUCAUGUUCUUCAUCUACGAAUGGAAGUUUGCUUCACUCCCUAUCAUGCCGCUUCGAUUAUACCGCGCCCCUCACUGCUGGGCACUAUACUUGCAGUCUUUCUUGACCGGCCUUGCCUACUUUGGAAACUUCUUUUACCUCCCUAUAUACUUCCAGUCCAUCUUGCGGUAUUCCCCGCUCGUGUCUGGUGCGUUGAUAUUACCCAUCAUCAUCACCACGUCUUUUGCAUCUAUUGCGAGCGGUCAGUACAUGUCACGAGUAGGCAACUAUAUGCACUGCAUCCUCGCUGGAUUCGUUCUCUGGACUCUCGGGAACGGCUUAACGCUUCUUUUCAGUCGAACCACUGGUCUAGCUGUGCUUAUCGUCGUUCUCAUCGUCGAAGGAGCUGGUAUCGGCCUAACUCUCCAGCCUACACUUGUAGGCAUGUACGCCAACAGCCGUACUGAAGAUCGUGCAGUCACAACGGGGCUACGCAACUUUAUCCGCACCAUCGGUGGAGCCUUCGGACUAGUCGUCUCUGGCGUUAUCCUCUCCAACACGUUACGCAAGGGCCUGGUGCAGGAAAGUUACAUGUCAAACAGCCUAUUGACCGAACUUACAUCCUCGACCUAUGCGCUCGAUGCCCUAAAUCUUUCGUCAGACCAGAAAAACCAGAUCCUGGAUGUAUAUAUGCUGGGGUUGCGAUAUAUCUUUGUUUUCUAUCUCGUGUGCUCUGGUCUGAGUUUGCUGCUUACAGUCUGGGUUGGGAACACUACUCUGAAGGCACCAAAGCCUGUGGAAGACGAGGAGACGGGCACAUCGAAUGGCGAUCAGAGCAUACCUCCGACCCCGGAUAUAUCAAAGGAAGCCAUACAGACUGAUGGAAUACCUGUCGCGAAUGAGAAAGGGUCCAUGCAGGAGACCGAGUCAAAUAAUGAGUAUCGCUCGUAA
Molecule: messenger RNA, 1922 nt
Organism: Periconia digitata
Lineage: Eukaryota; Fungi; Ascomycota; Dothideomycetes; Pleosporales; Periconiaceae
Source: the annotation of a GenBank genome assembly